Molecule: messenger RNA, 855 nt
Organism: Heterobasidion irregulare TC 32-1
Lineage: Eukaryota; Fungi; Basidiomycota; Agaricomycetes; Russulales; Bondarzewiaceae
Exons: 2
Coding region: 1-855 (284 amino acids)
Biological process (GO): phospholipid biosynthetic process; lipid droplet organization; lipid storage
Cellular component (GO): endoplasmic reticulum membrane
Source: RefSeq, a predicted model, not a curated record
AUGACGGACCUCCGUGUAGUCGCACUCAUCCUUUCUUUCCUCGUCGUUCUCAUUGGAACACUACAUUCCGUAAAAAAUCAUACCUACCUCGAUACAUCAAACCCCCUCCUCACCGCGCUUCCCCAUCCACUCCACAAAACUCAUUACUUCGCCUCCAAAUCGAAUCCACUCAACACCGUCUUCAUCAAGCGCGCCUGGGGGUGGACCUCAGCCGUCUUCAUCCUUCAUAUCUUUACAUCUCCUCCAAGGACACACCGGGCGCGCCGUACCAUUCAGUACCUGCUCGCCACCUUCACCUGGCUUGCUUUCACAACAUGGUUCUUCGGACCCGCUCUCAUCGACCGCUUCAUUGUCGUGUCCGGGGGCGAAUGUGUCCUGCACCUUCCAGGGCCGGACGGCGCGUAUGUGCCCGUUGAUCAAGAGUACUGCUUUACGCAUGCCCGUCUUUCCCCAUCGACUCACCCAGAUCUGUUCCCCCCCGUCCCCAACGCCUCUGCACUGCUGGAGAAAUGGGCCGGCGUGCCGCGUUUGCGAAGAGGCCAUGACGUCUCCGGCCACGUGUUUCUUCUUACGCUCUCCACGCUCUUUCUGGCGGACCAGGUCCGCGCCUCGUUCCGGGCUCGCACUGCGUGGUCGCAGGCCCAUCUGCUCGGCGUCGUCUUCAGUGUUUCGUUGAUCAUGUUGUGGUUGUUUGCCAACUGGACGACGAGCGUGUACUAUCACUCGCCUGUGGAAAAAGUGUCUGGCUUCCUUCUCGGCGUUCUCGGCUUCGCUGCCUCGCAGGCACCACUAUUGCUGUUUCCCGAGGCGGUCAGUUCACCAGCACCAAUUGCAGCCAAGCUACAUCAGAGUUGA